UGCCAACGGGAGCAACGCGCGGCCCCGGCGGCCGGAGCCCAGCGCAGCCCGCGGCGCCCGGCGGGGAGGGCAGCAGUGAGCAUGCAGAGUUCAGAGGCCGGGUCAGACUCAGCAGCUUCUGUGGCACUUCACCCUUCUGCAUCAGCCCAAGCUCCGGUAGUGCAGCCAGUGCCGGCGUCGCAGCAGAGGGUUUUGGUCCAAGCAGCAGGCUCCGCUCCCAAAGGAGCGCAGAUGCAGCAAAUCUCUGUGCCCAGAGUUCAGCAGGUUCCACAACAGGUGCAAUCCGUGCAGCACGUAUAUCCAUCUCAGGUCCAGUAUGUGGAAGGAGGAGAAGCUGUUUAUACCAAUGGAACCAUACGAGCUGCCUACUCCUACAACCCCGAAGCUCAGAUUUACGCCCCCAGCAGCGCCGCGUCCUAUUUCGAAGCGCAGGGAGGUGGAGCUCAGGUGACUACAGCGGCAUCCUCUCCUCCAGCCAUUCCCUCUCACAACAUGGUGGGCAUCACCAUGGACAUUGGGGGAAGUCCGAUCCUCUCCGGCUCGGGAGCCUAUCUCAUUCAUGGGGGGAUGGAAAACACUAGACAUUCUCUGUCACAUACUUCACGCUCCUCUCCAGCAACGCUCCAGUGGUUGUUGGACAACUAUGAGACAGCAGAAGGUGUCAGCCUUCCCAGGAGCUCCCUCUACAACCAUUACCUGAGGCACUGCCAGGAGCACAAGCUGGACCCGGUGAACGCCGCUUCCUUCGGGAAGCUGAUCCGCUCGGUGUUCAUGGGGCUGAGGACUCGGCGCCUGGGAACCAGGGGAAACUCCAAAUACCAUUAUUAUGGGAUCCGUCUGAAGCCAGAGUCUCCGCUGAACCGACUGCAGGAGGACACCCAGUACAUGGCAAUGAGGCAGCAGCCCAUCCACCAGAAGCAAAGGUACAGAGCAGCCCAGAAGAUGGAUGGCACUGCAGAGAGCGGGGCCAACAGCAACCCUCACGCCACGCCGGAGCAAUCGGUCGCUGCUCAGAGCCAACACCAUCAGCAGUUCAUAGAUGUAACCCACGUCUUCCCCGAGUUCCCAGCCCCUGACCUAGGAACUGUCCUCUUACAAGAAGGAGUCACCAUGACUGAUGUGAAAACCCUGCAGCUUCUGUACAGGAGACACUGUGAGGCGACUUUGGAUGUUGUGAUGAACCUUCAGUUUCAUUACAUCGAGAAGCUGUGGCAAUCCUUCUGGAGUCCCAAAGCCCCAUCUAGUGACGGCUCUGCUGCUCUGCCAUCCAGUGAAGAAGAGCACGAAGGGACUCUCCCAAAAGAUAAGCUGAUCACGCUGUGCAAAUACGAGCCCAUCCUGAAAUGGAUGAGAAGCUGCGAUCACAUCUUGUACCAGGCUCUGGUGGAGAUUCUCAUCCCAGACGUGCUCAGGCCGGUGCCCAGCACACUCACACAGGCCAUUCGGAACUUUGCCAAGAGCCUGGAAGGGUGGCUGAUGAAUGCCAUGAGUGAAUUUCCCCCCCACGUUGUGCAGACCAAGGUGGGGGUGGUGAGUGCCUUUGCUCAGACCCUCCGGAGAUACACGUCCCUGAACCACUUGGCGCAGGCAGCUCGUGCUGUGCUGCAGAACACCUCCCAGAUCAACCAGAUGCUCAGCGACCUCAACCGCGUCGACUUCGCCAACGUCCAGGAGCAAGCCUCGUGGGUGUGCCAGUGUGAGGAAGGCAUGGUACAGAAGCUGGAGCAGGAUUUCAAGCUCACUCUGCAGCAGCAGAGUUCUCUGGACCAGUGGGCAAGUUGGCUGGAUAAUGUUGUUACUCAAGUCCUGAAGCACCACGAGGGCAGCCCCAGCUUCCCCAAGGCAGCCAGGCAGUUCCUGCUGAAAUGGUCUUUCUAUAGCUCCAUGGUGAUUCGGGACCUCACCCUGCGCAGCGCCGCCAGCUUCGGCUCCUUCCACCUCAUCCGCCUGCUCUAUGACGAGUACAUGUUCUACCUGGUGGAGCACCGUGUUGCCCAGGCGACAGGGGAGACACCAAUUGCUGUCAUGGGAGAGUUUGGUGACCUCACAUCCCUGUCCCCAACUCUGCUGGACAAAGAUGACAUGAGUGAGCUGGGCAGCGACUCGGAGUCGCGGGGCGCGGGGGAGCCGCUGGUGAAGCGGGAGCGCAGCGACCCCGGCCACUCGCUGCAGGACAUCUGAAGCCAGGACUUGGCUCUUCUCCAGCUGGAUGAAGAAAUCCAGAGCCAGGUUUGAUGAUCUCAAGCCUGAGUCUCCCCAUAUCUGCGUUAUUAGUGCCUCUUAGUCUCUCUUUACCUUUACUUGUGUCUGAGGAUGGGCUCCAGGGCCGAGCCCGGGCGGGCGGGACGGGGCUGGCUGGGCCCCCGUGUGCCUCCAGCCUGGCUGCUGCCAAAGGCCCAAAGUCUGCCACCAAGCAAUGGAAGCCUCUGUGGGCAGCAGAGCAUUGGAUGUGCCUGGCUAGGAGAGGCUGUCCUCUCCAGCCUGAGCCAGGUGGGCAAAUGAAGCUUUCUCCUUUCAGGGAAGGUGGUUUAGGUUUCUUCCCCACUUCUCAGCCUUCACUGUGAUACAAACUUGAACCAAUCAGUGCCCAAGAAGAAUACCUGACCCUUCUCCUCCAGCCUUUCAAGACAAGUUGUCCUAGCUCUGACUUCACCAAAUCAUUGCACCAGGGAGCUGCAGGACAGCACAUCCCUCUUGUGCCCACCUGAGCAGAGGGCUCCAGGCUGCACAUCCAUCUGCUGCCAGUGGAGCAGUGCAUGUGUGUGCUCUGGGACUGGCACGUGUGUGCUCUGGGACUGCCAUGUGUGUGCUCUGAGACUGACAUGUGUGUGCUCUGAGACUGACAUGUGUGUGCUCUGGGACUGGCACGUGUGUGCUCUGGGACUGCCAUGUGCAGCCCCUGGGACUACAGGACGAGCUCCCACGUCUCCCCAGCUUGGUUGGUGUUUCAUCUCUGAUCCACGGAUGCUCCUGGGACACUGUGGGGCCAAAUCAAGAUACCAAAGGACUCUGAGGAAGCAGCAGCUGGUCACCAAGUGUGUUUUGUUGCCCACCGCACUCUGAUGCCCGUGGGCAAUCCCACAGCCAGGGUACCCAGGCAGAGGGGGACUGAUCCUGUGCCCUGGGUUUUGUACAGUCCUUGCUUGAUGUCCUGCCAAGGUGUGGAGGGUUGGGUGCAGCUGCCUGGGUGAGGGUGUGUGACUGCAGUGCCUUAGGGUGGGCCUCUGCCCACUUCCCCCCCAGCUCUGGGCGAGCUGGCACAGCUCAGACUCUGGUGAAACAGCCCAUCCCAUGGUGGCCAGGGGUGCUCAGCACCACAGCAGCAUUUGCUCCUCCCUAUCUAUCACUUCACCUCUUCCUUGCAGCAUCGUGUCGGUGGCUCCCGUGGGGCUGAGCCAGGGCGGCUUCAGCCCUCAGUGGGGUUUCAUUCUCCUGUGGGGUCUGGGCUGACGUGGGCUUCAGGGCAGAGGAGGGAAGGUGGCAUCUGUCAUCCAGCCAAACUGCAAAAACAAAGCCCUGGGGCAGAUGUGUGUGUGAAUAAAGGCUGUGUCAGAAAGAGCUGCCGUGGUUCCUUCCACUGCUGCAGUAUCCGUGGGAGCCUCCCCAGGGCUCUCCUGUACAUUUGCAUAUCAGAGUAUAUUCCACCCAAAUACCUUAUUUACUCGUUCCAGAGGGUGCUGAGGUAGCUGUGACACCUGCAAAACAGAAACAUUGCUAAUGGAGAGUAAGGAGGAGCUGUGGAGUGGCACCUGUUUGGCUCCUGUGCUGUGCUGGCUCAGAACGUCCCUUGGAGCAGGGAGCAGGGACAGAGCUGCUCUGUCUGUACAUAGU
Messenger RNA from Colius striatus (speckled mousebird), 3831 nucleotides. RefSeq names its product regulatory factor X2 (gene RFX2). Gene Ontology annotation, molecular function: RNA polymerase II cis-regulatory region sequence-specific DNA binding; DNA-binding transcription factor activity, RNA polymerase II-specific. The transcript has 17 exons. The coding region runs from base 82 to 2181 and encodes 699 amino acids. The record is from RefSeq and is a predicted model, not a curated record. NCBI's taxonomy places the organism in Eukaryota, Metazoa, Chordata, Aves, Coliiformes, Coliidae. Gene Ontology annotation, cellular component: nucleus. Gene Ontology annotation, biological process: regulation of transcription by RNA polymerase II.